AGUUUCUGCCAGGAGUUAAUAUGGCUCCCAUAGUUACAGCAUCCGCUCGUCACCUAAUCAGCAGCCUCACUGCCCAGACCAGGCUGCGGAUCAGGAGCAAAGUUUUCUUACCCCUCCGCUGACCACGACUACAGGAGAGUUUGAAGCCAGGCAGCACCCAGCGGAGUCAAACUCCGUAACCAGGGAAACACCACGUCCGCUGACGUCAUUACGGCGACACGUGGAUCCAAGAUGGCGGCUGCGAUGCAGGAUUGGUUGCCGUGGGCCCUGCUGCUUCUCUCUCUCACGCGUGAUACACGCGCCUUCUAUGUCCCUGGGGUUGCACCAAUCAACUUCCACCAGAACGACCCCGUAGAAAUCAAGGCUGUGAAGCUGACCAGCUCUCGAACCCAGCUACCUUAUGAAUACUACUCGCUGCCCUUCUGCCAGCCCAGCAAAAUAACCUACAAGGCAGAGAAUCUGGGAGAGGUGCUGAGAGGGGACCGGAUUGUCAACACCCCUUUCCAGGUGCUAAUGAACAGCGAAAAGAAGUGUGAGGUUCUGUGCAGCCAGUCCAACAAGCCAGUGACCCUGACCGUGGAGGAGAGCCGGCUUGUGGCCGAGCGGAUCACGGAAGACUACUAUGUCCACCUCAUCGCCGACAACCUGCCUGUGGCCACCCGGCUGGAGCUGUACUCUAACCGCGACGGUGAUGACAAGAAGAAGGAAAAAGAUGUGCAAUUUGAACACGGCUACCGGCUCGGCUUCACAGAUGUCAACAAGAUUUACCUGCACAAUCACCUCUCGUUCAUCCUUUACUACCACCGGGAGGACCUGGAAGAGGAACAGGAGCACACAUACCGUGUCGUCCGCUUCGAGGUGAUUCCCCAGAGCAUCAGGCUGGAGGACAUCAAAGCAGAUGAGAAGAGUUCGUGCAUCCUGCCUGAGGGUACCAACUCCUCACCCCAGGAAAUUGACCCCAGCAAGGAGAAUGAGCUGUACUUCACCUACUCUGUACACUGGGAGGAAAGUGACAUCAAAUGGGCCUCUCGAUGGGAUACUUACCUGACCAUGAGUGAUGUACAGAUCCACUGGUUUUCUAUCAUUAACUCUGUCGUGGUGGUCUUCUUCCUAUCAGGCAUCCUGAGCAUGAUCAUCAUUCGGACCCUCCGGAAGGACAUUGCCAACUAUAACAAGGAGGAUGACAUUGAAGACACCAUGGAAGAGUCUGGGUGGAAGCUGGUGCACGGUGACGUCUUCAGGCCCCCCCAGUACCCCAUGAUCCUCAGCUCCCUCCUGGGCUCAGGCAUUCAGCUCUUCUGUAUGAUCCUCAUCGUCAUCUUCGUGGCCAUGCUCGGGAUGCUGUCGCCCUCCAGCCGGGGAGCUCUCAUGACCACAGCCUGCUUCCUCUUCAUGUUCAUGGGGGUGUUUGGUGGAUUUUCUGCUGGCCGUCUGUACCGUACUCUGAAAGGCCAUCGGUGGAAGAAAGGAGCCUUCUGUACGGCAACGCUCUACCCUGGCGUGGUUUUUGGCAUCUGCUUCGUUUUGAAUUGCUUCAUCUGGGGAAAGCACUCAUCAGGAGCAGUGCCCUUCCCCACCAUGGUGGCCCUGCUGUGCAUGUGGUUCGGGAUCUCCCUGCCCCUUGUCUACCUGGGCUACUACUUCGGCUUCCGCAAGCAGCCAUAUGACAACCCUGUGCGCACCAACCAGAUUCCCCGGCAGAUCCCUGAACAGCGGUGGUACAUGAACCGAUUUGUUGGCAUUCUCAUGGCCGGGAUCCUGCCCUUCGGCGCCAUGUUCAUUGAGCUUUUCUUCAUCUUCAGCGCCAUCUGGGAGAAUCAGUUCUAUUACCUUUUUGGCUUCCUGUUCCUUGUCUUCAUCAUCCUGGUGGUGUCGUGUUCACAAAUCAGCAUCGUCAUGGUGUACUUCCAGCUCUGUGCAGAGGAUUACCGCUGGUGGUGGAGGAAUUUCCUAGUCUCCGGGGGAUCUGCAUUCUACGUCCUCGUCUAUGCCAUCUUCUAUUUUGUUAACAAGGUACUGCCCUGGGUGAGGAAGCCCCCAGCCCUUUCAGGGCAGGUUGGGGGAGAGGAGGAUGCUAGGGAAAAACCCAAGUGUCAGAGUCUCUCCUGCCAAGAGUGGGGAGAACCAAAGCCAUUUUGUUCUAGAACGUGCAUCUUUUUAGAACAGAGAGAAUCUGUGUUCUCUGUGUUUUGGGAGACAAAAGCCUGUAGGAUAAGUGACAGAAUAUUGCAUGCAAAACCUGUGAGAUAGAGCCAAAGCAGAACUUAAAGGAAAUCUCUCCCCUUAAAGUGCUAUUCAUAAUAAAUACGAGGGACACCUCAAGCUAGGAAAAAAAGAGCAAUAAUACGAAAGAAUAAAGAAAGUAGCUGAGAAGGGGUUAAUAAAGAUACAAGCAGAAAAUGCUGAAAUCACCUUUAGCGCCCAAAUUUAGGAACUCAGGUACACCCCCAGAGCUCACUGCCCCCAAGAGUGGCGUGAGGCAAAAUAUAAACAGAUCCCCACUCGCCACGCCAGUUGUGGUAGGUUCACGCAUGACACGUAAGCCAGGUGGGCCCCUGAGAGGAAUGUAGGCUCGCUCUGGUGGGCCCCUAACCCCCAAGGCUACCACCGAAGACUGCGUCCCCCACGGUGCGCCAGUGGCCGGGUCUCCAGAACCCAAAGACAGGCAGUCCUCUGCUUGCAAGCAGGGUGUGUUCCCAAACCAGAGUCACGGGUCAGUUGGUGGAGGCUUGGGAUGCCCUUUCUCAAAAUGGUCAGGUUAGAAAGGAUGGUGUGGAUCAUCCUAAGAUGGUGCUCCACCGCGGCUCCCAGUUUGCUGACCGUGCCCCUCUUCUCCAGCUGUCCCAACAAGUGAUCGCAGAGCUCAGGGCUCAGCAAACUCAAGCACGAGUGCCGGUGGGCCUGUUUCUGUAAAGAAAGUGUUAUUGGGACACAGCCGUGCUCAUUCACUUACGUCCUGUCUGCGGCUGCUCUCACGUGUUAGUGGUAACGUAGCGUAGUCGUGACAGGGGCCACAUGGCCGGUGAAACGUAAGCUCUGUAUAACCUGGCCCUUUGAGCAGAAGCGUGCUGACCCCCGCUGUGGGACAUCCAGUGACAGGAGACACCCCCUCCUGGCAUUCUCAUGCUCUUUGGCUAGCUCCUGGCAUUAUCAGGGUCUUCCUUGAUUCACACUGAAAUCUGCCACCCUGUCACUUCCGUCUUUAGGCCAUAGUCUCAGUCCUAGAAUCAUUCAGAACAAAUCUGAUUUCCCUCCUCUAUAGCCCAUAUUCAUCAGAACUCCUGAGGGGAAAGUGACUAAAACUGAAUUCCAGCUGGCUUAAGCAAAAAGAGAAUGUACCUACUGGUAGAACUGGAAGGUUUAAGAAGCUAGAGUUCUAGUGUCAGGCAUGGUUAGAUCCAGCAUUUCAAAGGAUGUGGGGGCUCUGUAGCCACGCCUGAGAUCUGUGUGUUUUCUUGGCUUUAAUCUGCACGUAGGAUCUUGCCUCAGAGUGGAAAGAUGCCAGUGGCUGCCCUAGAGUCUUCUUUUUUCAGCCUCACAGCCCUAGAGCUAAAAGAACAUCUUUCCUCUACUGUCAAGUGAUCAGUCCCAGGGAAGCUGCUCAUCAGCCCAGGUUACAUGCCAUCCCUCACUGUUACUCAGGUCCAGCGGGAUGGUGCACUCUCAUCAACUAGCUUAGGUGUUGUAUUAAAACUGACAGCCCCGGGCGCCUGGGUGGCUCAGUCGUUAAGCG
Leptonychotes weddellii (Weddell seal) is the source of this 3733-nucleotide messenger RNA. The record is from RefSeq and is a predicted model, not a curated record. Lineage: Eukaryota; Metazoa; Chordata; Mammalia; Carnivora; Phocidae.